AUGGAGAAGUGCGAGUUUUUCACUCCUAGUGUUUCAACUUUGGGGUUUAUUAUCUCCAAAGAUGGAAUAGCUAUGGAUGAAGCCAAGGUGGAGGCAAUCAAACCAUGGCCUACGCGUAAGAAUGUCACAGAGGUGAGAUGUUUUCAUGGUUUAGCUUCACUUUAUAGGAGGUUCAUCAAAGAUUUUAGCACCUUGUUAGCUCCAUUAACUGAGUGCAUCAAGAAGGAGUCAUUUACUUGGACACCAGCCACCCAAGGAGCUUUUAAAGCCCUUAAAAACAAGCUAAGUGAAGCACCUAUCCUAGCCAUUCCAGAUUUGAAUCAAGUGUUCGAAGUUGAAUGUGAUGCAAGUGGAGUUGGAAUCGAAGCGGUUCUUACUCAAGGUGUGCGUCGGACUGCCUACUUUAGUGAGAAGCUUAAUAAUUCAAGAAUCAACUAUAUCACUUAUGACAAGGAGUCAUAUGCUAUGGUUUGA
Messenger RNA from Beta vulgaris subsp. vulgaris (sugar beet), 474 nucleotides. RefSeq lists its product as uncharacterized. The record is from RefSeq and is a predicted model, not a curated record. Lineage: Eukaryota; Viridiplantae; Streptophyta; Magnoliopsida; Caryophyllales; Amaranthaceae. The coding region runs from base 1 to 474 and encodes 157 amino acids. The transcript has a single exon.